Messenger RNA from Camellia sinensis, 2180 nucleotides. RefSeq names its product vacuolar cation/proton exchanger 3. Gene Ontology annotation, cellular component: plant-type vacuole membrane. Gene Ontology annotation, molecular function: calcium:proton antiporter activity. Lineage: Eukaryota; Viridiplantae; Streptophyta; Magnoliopsida; Ericales; Theaceae. Gene Ontology annotation, biological process: calcium ion transmembrane transport; intracellular calcium ion homeostasis. The record is from RefSeq and is a predicted model, not a curated record.
CUCACUCCACCGAAAACGAAGGGUAAGGAUCAAGAAAACCAACAAACAAACGAAUCAAACAAUCCUCACCUUUCUCUCUCUUCCAUACCAGAAUUAAUCACAUCACAUGAGUCAUCAGCACAACUAUAACAAUUGCCGGACUUUUUUGCGUAAAUUUUCUUUGGCAAUCUUGUUUUCUCUGUGAAUUCUCUGCAAUUCUAUGUCCUUCAGCUAGAUCUUCGAUUGCUUUCACUAGGGUUAUAUAUAUAUAUAUAUAUAUGUAUAUUUGAUCUCUUUGAUGUUCUCUUUCAUCUUUGUUGUGAAAUUGGGGCUCAGCAGUUAUGCCCGUGUUCGGAGAUGGAAUCUUUAGUGGAUGGCUAACAACAAUUCACCAAUGGCUGGAAUCCCACCACAUGUUGAAAUGGGAUCAUUAGAGGAACAUUCAGUGAUUGAUCUCGAGGAUGAGUGCUUGAUCAACCAUGGGUCUAUUGAUGGGAGGACAAAACCUCCACAAAGAUAUAAUUCUGUUGCUUUAUGUUUGGAGGAUUCUGGUUGGGAACAUAUAUGGAAGAUUGUGUUAAGCAGAACCAAGGUAGUAUUCUUCUCAAACAAAAUCAACUUACUGGUGCCUUGUGGGCCUUUAGCAAUACUGGUUGAUUUGUUUACUGGUCAUCAGGGCUCGGUCUUCUUGCUAAGCUUGUUAGGCACCAUCCCUUUGGCAGAGCGUUUGGGUUGGAUUACAGAGCAGCUGGCUUUUUAUACUGGACCUAUGGUUGGGGGCCUUUUAAAUGCUACUUUUGGAAAUGCAACAGAACUGAUAAUAUCAAUUCAUGCAAUGAAAAGUGGCUUGUUACGUGUUGUCCAGCAGUCAUUACUAGGCUCAAUUCUGUCAAACAUGUUGCUGGUGCUUGGAUCUGCAUUUUUCAUUGGAGGAAUUUCUCAUUCUAAUAAGCAACAAGUGUUCAACAAGGCAAAUGCUGAGAUGAAUUCAGGAUUGCUCUUGAUGGCAGUUAUGGGCCUGAUGUUCCCAGCUGUGCUUCACGUUACACACACUGAGUUGCAUUAUGGGAAGUCAGAGUUGGCCCUUUCAAGGUUCAGCACCAGCUGUGUUAUGCUUGUGGCAUAUGCUGCCUAUCUUUUUUUUCAGCUAAAGAGCCAGAGGAAUCUCUAUGGCACUAUUAAUGAGGAAGAAAGUCAGGCUGAUGGUAGCUUGGUUGAUGAAGAAGCUCCUGAGAUCACCAAAUGGGAAUCAAUAAUAUGGCUUUUUAUAUUGACUAUGUGGAUUUCAUUCCUCUCAGAAUACUUAGUUAAUGCCAUAGAGGGUGCAUCUGUUACAUUGAAUAUUCCAGUUGCAUUUAUAAGUGUCAUCUUGCUCCCAAUUGUUGGAAAUGCAGCAGAGCAUGCAAGUGCUAUUAUGUUUGCCGUGAAAGACAAGCUUGACAUAUCUUUGGGAGUGGCAAUAGGAUCAUCAACGCAGAUAUCCAUGUUUGGGAUUCCAUUUUGUGUGGUUUAUGGAUGGUUCUUAGGGCAUCCUAUGGACUUAAAUUUUCAACUUUUUGAGACAGCAACCCUUUUCAUGACAGUUUUAGUUGUAGCCUUCAUGCUGCAGGAGGGGACUUCUAAUUACUUCAAGGGACUAAUGCUCCUCCUCUGCUAUAUGAUAGUUGCUGCAAGUUUCUUUGUACAUAUAGAUCCGGAAUCCAUACGGGAUAAGCCCAAAACAUAGAUGAGAAAGUGCAGAGAAUUUAUGAAGUGGACCAGCUGAAGCACCAAGUCUGGGAUUGUGUCUAUGCAAGAGAUGAGCCCUUAGAAAACUUGUUGAAUUGAGGACCUCCGGUAUUUCACUGUAUAGUAUCAGAAAUCGAUCCACGCCUUUUGUCAGUCCAAUUUCUACGAAGGCAUUGUCAGUGCACUUUUUUGUUGAGGCAGCCAGCGGUCGGUUUCGUGGUCGGAACAAAUAUGGUUGUAUAUAGUUGAUAGUGUUCAUAUUGAUUUAGUAGUAGUGAAAGUCAAUGAUACAUGAAAAAAAUGCAACAUACAUUCACUUCUCUUGUCAACACUAGUCUUAUACCAUAGGUGUAAGUAUGCCAUUUCGUCAUGUCAGGUAUGCUUCUUUUUUUUCAUCCUUCUGUAUUGAGUUCUGCCUCAUGUUCUGUUUUGUUCUUUUUAUAUCUAUACUAUUAUAUAAAGUAGAGAAUGCA